This is a messenger RNA of Episyrphus balteatus (marmalade hoverfly), 1332 nucleotides long. Its product is annotated as nucleolar protein dao-5. The transcript has a single exon. The record is from RefSeq and is a predicted model, not a curated record. The coding region runs from base 43 to 1263 and encodes 406 amino acids. Gene Ontology annotation, cellular component: nucleus. NCBI's taxonomy places the organism in Eukaryota, Metazoa, Arthropoda, Insecta, Diptera, Syrphidae.
CUUAUAAAAUUGUCCGUAAAAGUUCUAAAACUUGUAAAAAUAAUGUCCUUGGUUGCAUAUGCUUCAAGUAGUGGUGAUGAAAGUACUGAUACUGAAGAUAACGAACCAUCGCCACCAUCACCUACUAAAAAAGAACCCGUGCUCAAUGGUCACAUUAGCGACGAAGAUGAAGACAUACCUGUUAUAACCGAACCUUCUCCAUUUAAAUCUUUUCUAAAUCUUCCAGCACCGAAAUCUGUCGUAGAUACUGAUACCAUUCACUCUCUCUUUGAAAAACUACCUGAACCCAAAACAAAAAUCGAUGUAAUUGAAGAGGAAGACGAUGAAUUUCUUCGCAAAAAAGCAACUCCUCUGGAAACUACUCCAAAACCAAAAGUUCCUCCGCCAUCGAAGAAUUUAGUUCGCAUAACAAUACCAUCACUGAAAGACUUUGAUGACGUGGAAGCAAAGAAAGAAAAGCCUACGGAUGUGCCCAUUAAACAGUCUGGGUUUUCUAGUCUCAUCAGCAUUCUUCCAACUCCCAAAUCCGAACAGAGUUUUGUCAAACCAAAGCCAUCUGAAAAUGAGACUCCAAGUAAACAACCAUCCAAGCCAAUGGCAUUUGUUCCCGAUGCCGUAAAGAACCGUCGACCUGCUCACAACACGGAGAAUGUUGAUAGAACAGUGUCAACCAAAAAGCAUGGCCCAAAGCCAAAGCCUAAAGUCUCUUUGGUGAGUGUGAGUGACAGCGAAGGUUCAGACAAUGAAGGUGGUGAUUUCUUCUCCCUCACCAAUGACGACAAACUACCUGAAGUUAGCAAGGACGAGAUUGCUGCCAUGGUGUCUAAGAAAGCCGCUGAAAUGGCAAAAAGUUCAUCGAAAUUCCUUGCCAUUACUCAAACCAAUGAACCGCAAUUGGACGAAAUACCCCAAGAAGAUCUAUCUGCUGGUAGUAGCAAACAGACGCUUGACAACGAGGCCAUUCAAGCACUCAUGGGCAGCCAAGCGAAACGUCUUAAAAUGGAUGAUAUUCAAAUCAUCGAUAUUGUCCCCGAUCAAGUACAACCCAAUAAAGACGAAUGGCUACGAACUGCCCUGGCGUCAGCAACAACCUAUCAACCCACCGGUGUGCUGACAGACGAAGAACCUGCCGCAGGCACUCGAAGGAAACAUCAAAUUACCUAUUUGGCUCAUAAGGCAAAGGCAAAUGAAGCCGAAUUGCAGGCAAUGUGGUCUGCAAAUCGUCAAAACAGAAGACAAACACAAAACAAAUAUGGUUUUUAACGUUUCGCUUUUAUUCCUGUAAAGAAUUUAUGUUUUUUAAAAAUUAAAUAAAGUUUAUGAUAAAAAUAA